UACAUAUUGUAAUAUAGAGAACGUUUCAGAAUAGAAAUAGCCGUGCAUUACUGUACUUAAAAUAAGUGAAAUCGCCGUAAGAUUAUUUUAUUAAGUGGAGGAAACUUUUACCUGUUUUCAAAUAUCUGUGAACGUAAGACCCCUCAGACUUACGACGCAGCGCCACCCACUGGAGAGGAAUGAGCCAGGCUACGCAACCAUUGGGUGCUGACCCCACGGCGCUGAGAGAACAACUCUUUGACUUCUGGACCAGGAAAGAGCUAGAGGCGCUGCGAGCUGUAGCCUUCAAGGGCUUUUCAGACUUCCAGACACCCCUAGAGGACCUGCUGUGUGUCCUGGAGGGCUGUCCAGGCAGGCAGAAGGGGAAGGCUACCACCAUGGGCCACAGCAUCCUCAUGGAGUUUGAGCGCUGGAGACGCACCCACCCCAAGGUGACCCUCCAGGCCGUCCCGGAGGUCUCUAAACUGGGGCUGCAGCGUCGUGCUCUCAUCCUCCUCACGGACGCCCAGCCCAGCUUCAUGGAUCCUCUCAUAGACAUCUACCAGCUGGGUAGUCUGGACCGGAGCACCCUGAGGCUGCAUAUCAUCAGACUGCAGGCUCUCAACUGCUACAGGGAGGCUGCGUUGUUAACCAUGAAACUGGAGCUUCAGAAUGAAUUGGAUAUGGAGGAGAUGUGUGUCCCCCUGAUUCUACAGGACAAGCUUCCUAUGGCUGAAUCAUUUGUAAGCGGCCAUCCUAAACUGGAGGAACAUAUGGUCACACUGCUGGACUCCUGGUGCCAUCCUGACUUCAGCAUAGCACAACUAUGCAGGCAGUUCCCCCGCUUGUCCCUCUCCAAACAUCAAACUGAUCAAAUCCAGCCUAAGAUGCUCAGCAAACAAGUGUUUCGACUGAUGGAGAAAUUUAACAUCGACCCAGGCCUGUGUCCCAACUCUGUGUACAAGCGUAAAUCGGACUCCAUGCGUUUCCUCAUGUAUAAAAGGUUUGUGGAGAAAGGCAUGUCAGAGGAGAACUGGAGUGACCAUGUACAGUCCACAGUGGCAGACGACCCAGAGCUGCAAAUCCAGUUGGUGGAGCUGAUGGUCAAAUAUGGUGGGAUGGUCAGUGCUGCCCAGUGGUCACUACGCUACGGUCUCCCCAAAGAUCGGCUGCCGUUUGGGGUGUGGGACACACAGGAGAGCCUACCACCCUCGUUGAGGGAGGUAUCUAAAGGCUGCAGUGCUGAGUCGUGGGACCCGCCCCAGGCACACCGUGAUAGGUUCUACCAGCUGCCAAUCACCAGGGACCAUGUCCACUUCCUGGAGACCCUGGAGGGGCUGCAGCUCUGCAGAGAGACAGUGCUACAGCCUGGUUGUAUAGUAGGUGUGGACAUGGAGUGGAGGGCAGGGUUCGGUGCAGUGUCUCCCCAGCAGAGGGUAGCUUUGAUCCAGCUGGCUGUGCCAGGCCAGGUGUUCCUGUUGGACCUGUGUGCCCAUGGAUUCUCUCAACACAACAUCACUGUCACCUUUAUCAGGAGCCUCUUCUCUGCUCCCACAGUCCUCAAGCUGGGUUAUGGGAUGGCAGGGGACCUGAAGUGUCUCCUGGCCACAUGGUCCCAGUUCUCUGAGGAACCUCUGAAGAUGGAAGGAGUGUUAGAUCUACUGAACGUGCACCAACAGAUGCAGCGUAGUGCCAGCAGUCGGGGUGGCAGUGGGGGUCCCCGUGGAGUGCUGGUUGGGGAGGGCCCAUCAGAGAAGGGUCUUAGUCUCCUGGUCCAGCAGGUCCUGGGGAAACCCCUGGAUAAGAUGGAACAGCUGUCUAACUGGGAGAGACGACCACUGAGGACGAGUCAGCUACGAUACGCAGCUGUCGACGCGUACUGCUUACUGGACGUCUACUCAGCCCUCUCUUGUGACCCAGCAUGCUUUGGGCUGCCACAGGACUUGUGCUCGAUCUCCUCACUUCAGACGGAGAAGAGUAAAGCGGAGAAGAAGAGUAAAGAGGAGAAGAAGAAGCAAGCCCGGGCACGCCGGGAGUCAGCCCCAGCCCCAACCUCGACCCUAGGCCCAGAGAGAACUCCCCAGCCUGGGGAGGAGAGUCAGAGUCCACUGCCCCCCCCCAUGGCUCCUCAGCAGCUGCGUGUGGUGUGUGACAACAUGCUACAGGGUCUGGGGCGCUACCUGCGCUGUCUGGGGGUCGACGUGGUAUUGCUGGAGAAUACUGACGACCACAGGGUGGCUGCACAGUUAGCCCAAGAAGACGGACGAGUCAUACUCACCUGUGGUCAGCCGUACCAGACGCUGAAGUCCCAGGUGGGAGAGGGGCGCUGCAUUGCGCUGGACUGCUCAGAAAAAGCCCGGGACCAGGCAGUACGAGUCCUGAAACACUUCAACGUCCAGCCAACCCAGUCAGACAUAUUCAGCCGUUGUCAGGUGUGUAACAGUGACCAGUACCUGAAGAUGCCUAGAGAAGACAUGACACGCCUGCUGAAGGAGAGAGGGUUUCUACAACAACAGCAGCAGGCUCCUGUUCCACCGGAGGGUGAGACCUUGGACGACUCGUUGGAUCCUCUGACCCUUCCCACCCUUUCCACCCCCCCUGUCCCGGUCCCGUUCCUGGCCCCAGGGGUCCCCAGGUACUCCCCUCACUGUCGCUGGGCCCCUCUGUCAGACCUGGACUCCUCCACCCUCACCUUCCCUCGGGGAGCGGUGUUACAGCUGCACACCGUGCCCCCCGGCCUGCUACCCAGGAUACCCUUCUUCUUUAUCUGCACCGGCUGUGGCAAGGUCUUCUGGGAGGGCUCCCACUUCAGCAGGGUCCUGUCACAGUUUCAGGAAGUGUUGUGUAUAACUGAGGAUACUGAGGAUACUCCGAGUUCUUCAACCUAACAGGCCCGACCCCUAACUUCUGACCCCUAAACUCUCAGUCCAUCUUGCAGGAAUCAAAAUGGCCGCUGACUGAACUAGGCCUACUGUACUGAUUACUGUCUUCACACACCUAUUUUGGUGCUUUUCCAUUUCCUCUACCUUUUCAUCUUCCUAGUUUACAUCGUCCCGUUCUACAGAGACUGUUAUUAUGUUAUUACAAUGGAAUUAACUUCAAUUUUACCUUCAAAUUACCUUCAGUUUUGAAGCCAUAUGUUAUUAUGAGUUGAAAGACUGGUUUGUCUUUUUAUGUGGGUAUGGAUCAGGUUAUGACUGCGGUCUACUGUCUGGGAAUCUUUUUUAGUAGUAUAUGUUUUAUGAAGAUAUAUGUUCUUCAUCUCAAAGCCGGUUUGAUUUUAACUACUUUUCCAUAAGUGACAAGGGGCUUCAUACUAUUCUGUAUUCUGUGGCCUUCAUGCAUUGAAUCCUGUAUUUUAUUGUUGAUUAUAAAAUAAGUUGUUUUAUAAAAAGGGAACUCUCGUCAUCACUGAUGGCGUUCCAUAUUUCUUUCAAUUAUUUAUUUCAUUCUUAUCUUAUUAGGAUGGUGGUACAGCCAACAUCUUAGUUUGUUUUUUACUUUUCUUGAAUUAUUAGUAUAACGUUUUGGAUGUCAUUAUGUGCUUAUCUUAUUGCUCCAUUUCAACAGGAAGGGUUCAUUGACUUUUAGCAUCUUCACAAGGUCCUUUGCUGUUGUUCUGGGAUUGAUUUGCACUUUUCGCACAAAAGUACGUUCAUCUCU
This is a messenger RNA of Coregonus clupeaformis (lake whitefish), 3642 nucleotides long. Its product is annotated as exonuclease mut-7 homolog. Gene Ontology annotation, molecular function: 3'-5' exonuclease activity; nucleic acid binding. The transcript has 21 exons. The coding region runs from base 180 to 2867 and encodes 895 amino acids. NCBI's taxonomy places the organism in Eukaryota, Metazoa, Chordata, Actinopteri, Salmoniformes, Salmonidae. The record is from RefSeq and is a predicted model, not a curated record. Gene Ontology annotation, biological process: nucleobase-containing compound metabolic process.